AAAAAAAAAAAUUGGUAAAACCAAAUCAAUUGUUUGAACUUUUGGUAAAGCGGACUGCAGCGCAGUUCCUGAGCGCCCACUGUUAUUAACAGUUCACCAUUAUGUUAAGAUCUUUAAUGCGUUAAAAACAUAUGUUUUUACACCGCGAACGAAUUUUGGUUAUCAAUUUUGCAAGUGCAUUGUGUGUGGGGCUGCGCGCCCACAAAUAAAAAAGGAAAUAAAUUAUGGCUAAUAGAUUUAACGCAAUGCCGGCUGGCAUGGAGUCCGAUGACGAAGAGCUGGAAUGCAUGUUGGCACAUUUGAAAAUCAAACGACUCGAGGACAUUACAACGGGUGCGGGCAUCAAUGGCGACUUUGACGCCACCUUGGACACGGAAUUUCAAAAGUUCUUCAAUGUAUUUCGCGAGAAAUGGAACAUGCACAGCAAAUGCAAAUCGUCGCCGUAUAUGCGGCAGGAUCUGAUCAAUGCGCUAAUGCGUCAUCCGAAUCCCAUGCUGAUGGCACUCAAAAUCUUUGCCAAUUGCCCAGACAGCAGCAAUGUGAAGAACAAAAGCCUCUCGCACUUUGUGCUGGACACAGUGUGCAAGCUCCAGGCGGAUUUGCCGCAUCUGAGCGAGCAUUGUGAUGAUAAUACCAGCAUGAUUGCCUUUCAUUUUGUGAAGACGACGGGCCUGACGUCGCUCAACAAUGCCAUGGUUCAGGCAUAUCGCAUACAACAGAUCCGUGAACUGCUGGUGCCCAAGCUGCGCGAGAUGCUCGACAAUGGCUACUACAAGGAGGUAGCACAGUGGACACUCAAUUUGCAGCUGACGCAUCAGUUCGAUAUGCUGGAAUUGGCAUUCCCAUUGAUUGCGCAGGAGAAGCUGCCGCUGGCCGAAGAGUACCUGGAUCAGGCGACGCAUCAGCGUCUGCCGUUUGUUAAAUUUCUCGAUUCGCUCUUGCACAAGGACAAGUCCGUCAUAGAGAUGUGCGAGAAUACACUCAGUCGCUACAAAAAUCUGAAGGUAUCGCAUCAUGUGCUCAGCUAUCGCCCGGUCUCAAAGAUUGUGGCCCGGCUGGCCAAAAAAUAUGGCUUCGAUGACACCAUAACGCCCAACUACAAAUUCACAAAGACCUGCAGCUACCUACAUUACCUGUACCGCGAGUACGAGAAGUCGCGCAUCAAUAUGGCCAGCUUCAGGGAACUGGUGCGCCUGCAUGCCUACGACCAUGCUCUGCGCGUGGAUUUUGUCAGCUAUGUGGCGGCGGCUGCAGUGAAUGGGCCACUAGAAUCGGAGGCCAUAUACUGGUACAAUGAAUUUAAGCUGCGCCACGAGGAUUGUCCGCCGGAAAUCAAACCGCUAAUCUCACAAAAGGUGGAGCCGCCGUGCCGUGCAGCAGAGCCGACGACAACGGCCUGUGAAGUGUACCUGGGCAUGGAUCUGCCGGACGAGUGCCUCCUGAUUGUGGACACGGCGUCCACAUUCGAACGCAUGCUGCAGCAUUUGCAGCGCGAACAAAUCAUCUACAUGGACUCUGAAUGGAUGCAGAAUGUGUGCGUACAGAAUCAGCUCUGUUUGCUCCAAAUAGCGACCACACACAAUGUCUACCUAAUCGAUUGCCUGGCCAGCCGCCAGGCGCUGCACGAGGAGCACUGGCGUGCCCUCGGCGCCAACGUGUUCAACAAUCCAAACAUUCUCAAGGUGGGCUUCUCCAUGCUCAACGAUUUGUCGGUGCUGCAGCGUUCGCUGCCGCUCCAGCUGCGCCUGCAUAUGCCGCAUCAUUAUCUGGAUCUGCGCAACGUUUGGCUGGAGCUGAAGAAACGGCAUGGCGUUGAGCUGCCCUUCGGCAAUGUGAAUCGCGCCGGCGAUGCACUCACCGACUUGUCCAUGCUGUGCCUGGGCAAAAAGCUGAACAAGGCCAAUCAGUGCUCCAACUGGGCAAAUCGGCCACUGCGACGCGAACAGAUACUCUAUGCAGCUAUUGAUGCGCGCUGUUUACUGCUGAUCUACGACUGCCUCAUGAGCUGCGUGGCUGAUAUCAAUGUGAUCAUCGAAAAGUGCAUUGCCAGCAACAAUUUUCUGCGACGCGGCGGCAAUAAUGUGAAAUAAAAAUGUGGAUAAUCUCAAAGCACAGUCCAUGAAUUUGAACAUGGAAUGCGGCAACUAUGCACUAUGUUAAAGUUAUGACAAGCGUGAAAGAGUAUUUGAAUUAUAUACAUAUAUAUAUAUAUAGCUAAUAUUAUCCGGGCUUAA
Drosophila montana is the source of this 2234-nucleotide messenger RNA. RefSeq names its product exonuclease mut-7 homolog (gene Nbr). The transcript is spliced from 4 exons. The coding region runs from base 225 to 2090 and encodes 621 amino acids. Gene Ontology annotation, molecular function: 3'-5' exonuclease activity; nucleic acid binding. Gene Ontology annotation, biological process: nucleobase-containing compound metabolic process. The record is from RefSeq and is a predicted model, not a curated record. NCBI's taxonomy places the organism in Eukaryota, Metazoa, Arthropoda, Insecta, Diptera, Drosophilidae.